CCAGACCGAACAGGGGCAAUAACACGCACAGUGCAAUCGCAUCGCUGGAAACAUCGGAUAACCCUCGUUAUACCCUUCGUUAUAAGGGCCACCAUGAGGAGGCGUGUGUGUCCUGUUCCUGUGCUGGCUUUGGCUCUGGCGGCCCUGCUGCUGACGGACCCAACAUGGGCCUGGGGGAAAAAGAGCUCCUCCUCCAAAAGCAAAACCUCUUCCUCCUCCUCCUCCUCCUCGUCCAAGAAACACGUGUCCACCUCGCCUAGGACAAAAACCCAGCCCAGUUACCCCCGACAGCCGAGCCAAGGGCAGCCCAACGCCAAGCCCCCGAGCUACCCCAACCAACCGCAACCGGGCGCCGGUAGAAACCCCAACCAACAGCCGUAUCCUGGCGGAGGAAGCUACCCCAACCAACAGCAACCGGGCGCUGGUGGGUACCCUAAUCAACAGUAUCCUGGCGCUGGUAGAAACCCAAACCAACAGUAUCCUGCCGCAGGAGGCUACCCUAACCAACAGUAUCCUGGCGCUGGUAGAAACCCAAACCAACAGCAACCGGGCUAUGGCGGGUACCCAAACCAACAGCAACCGGGCUAUGGCGGGUACCCAAACCAACAGCAACCGGGCUAUGGCGGGUACCCAAACCAACGAUAUCCUGCAGCAGGGGGUUAUGGCGCUGGGGGCGGCUAUGGGGGUGGGUAUGGGGGAGGUUAUGCGGGCGGGGCUGGCGGGUACCCCAACAAUAAGGUCAUGAGCCCCGGCUACGGAGGAGCCUACGGAGGAGGAGGCUACGGGGGAGGAGGCUACGGGGGCGGGGGAGGGUACGGGGGCAGAGGAGGCUCUCCGUUCUCCCACUCGGUGCAGAACAUGGGCUACAACCCCAACCAGGCGUCCACAGGCUUCGCCAAGAAGGCCAUGCUGGCGGCGGGCGUCGGGGCGGUGGCCGGCAUGGCGGUGGGCUACGGGAUCGGACGCUUCCCCCGGCCCAACUUCGGCUUCCGCAGUCCCAUGGAGGAGCAGAACUACAACCGGCAGAUGCAGACGCGCUACGGCGAGCGCUCCACCGACGACAACGACUACCGCGACUACGUCUACAAACCCCCGCCCAAGGGCUCCAACGCCGCCAAGAGCUUCCAGUCCUACGACCAGUUCAUGGACGGUUGCAUGAAGCGCCAAGACCUCCUCUCGCAGGGGACCGGCGGCUCCAACGGCACCCCGGACAUGAGCAAUGUACAGAACGACCAACCCCCAGACACUGUGCCGGACAUGAGCAACCUACAGAACGAUCGGCCGCCAAGCACCUACGAGGCUGAAAAAGGUUCCGACCCGAGCGACAAGCAGCCACAGCCUGACCCAGCAGCAGCAGCAGCAGCAGCAGCGGUAGUAGAAGAUGGCGAUGUGAAGGCAAACACCUCCCUGGGCGGCGCAACCGGCGCGGAGAAGAAGAACGUCACCGCGGUGCCCGAGGCGGGCGAGGCGGACGCCGCCCCGGCGGUGAGGAGGAGGCGCAGGCGUGGCGCCGCAGACGGCGACGGCGACGGCGACACCGUGAGCAUCGUGGACAUCGGCUACCCCGCGCUGAUCGACCAGCUCAAGUCCCGCCGCUGCAUGGAACUCUACGUGGCGUACUCGGAGCAGUUCCUGCAGAAGCAGCAGGCGCAGACCCAGGACCCGGAUCAGAACCACGGCGACACCAGCGGACGGCCUCUGGCUCUGCUUCUGACCACGUCCGUCAUGCUGCUCUGUAGCAAUGUCUUACUGCAGUGAGGGAAGCCUGUGUGUGUGUGUUUGUGUGUGGGUGUGUUUGUGUGUGUGUGUUUGUGUGUGUGUGUGUGUGU
Clupea harengus (Atlantic herring) is the source of this 1829-nucleotide messenger RNA. It is a transcript of the gene prnpb, whose product is annotated as prion protein b. Gene Ontology annotation, cellular component: membrane. The record is from RefSeq and is a predicted model, not a curated record. Gene Ontology annotation, biological process: protein homooligomerization. NCBI's taxonomy places the organism in Eukaryota, Metazoa, Chordata, Actinopteri, Clupeiformes, Clupeidae.